AGUAUUCUAGGGAACAUAGGAGUAGUGUGUGUUGUGUUCCCAAGUGUUGAAUGGUCGAAGCGCCAACAGUGUUUCAUUCAUUCGCCGUCAACGAAUGGUUCGCGCGAACGGCGUGCUCGCUCUGGCGCGUGGAAAUUCGCUCACGUUUUCGGUCCCGUAAGCGUCGAGUAACAACCCUCGUUCGCGCAGUACUUUAAAAGAAGUUGUAAAUUGUGCUGCGUGGGAUUGCGCAAGUUGGGAGCCAGCUAGCAUCUACGGCUGACUCACAGAUCCCAGCGCCCCCAUCCAAAAUUGUCCAUUAAGGAGAGCAAGAUGGCGGAGGGCGGUGUGGAAGGUGUCCUAUGUAGAUAUUUUUUAAGUGGCGUGUGCAGGGAUGGGCAGCGGUGCCUCUUUUCGCACGACCGUGCAAAUGGUCGAGUUGACAAUGUGUGCCGCUAUUACCUUAAAGGCGAAUGCAUCUACGGAGCACGAUGCAGGUAUGACCACAUCCGGACCAAACCCCGGACCGACAACGGUGCGUGGUCUGGGAGGCCUAGUCGCGGCACAAACCAAGGCAGCCGGUCACAGUUAAGCACGGCCGAAGGGACAACGCCGGCCUGCUCGUCGUCAGUCAACCGCACUCCACACACAGGGCCGUUGACAGUUCUUAAAAAGAACGGCAAUGAGUCUUCCUUGAGCGGCAAUCCAACUGGCAAGACGGUGCUCUCUUCUAGUUGGGCCGACGCGCCAGAGUUUGUCCCCAAAAGUGGUGUGCCAACUCGAUCAAUGAAGUCGUACGCGUCCAUCGUGCGGCCCGAUGGCAGCAUCGAAAAGGCCCCACCGAGCAAGGAGGCCUCUCUUCCACUCUGCCCAUAUGAGGUGGCGAGCAAUGGCUGCCCAAUGCGCGCCACCUGCACCUACCUGCACGGCGAACUGUGCGACCUGUGCCAGAAGCCCUGCUUGCACCCCUAUAACGAGCAACAGCGAGCACAGCACCGAGAGGAGUGCGUCCAGCGGCACGAGCAGGACAUGGAGCUGUCGUUUGCGAUCCAGCGCAGCGCGGACAAGUGCUGCGGCAUCUGCAUGGACGUGGUGAUGGAGAAGGAACCGCCGUCGGAGCGUCGCUUUGGCAUCCUCGAGAAGUGCAGCCACAUCUUCUGCCUCAACUGCAUCCGCAAGUGGCGUGGCUCCAAACAGUUUGACAGCAAGACCGUCCGGUCUUGUCCUGAAUGCCGAGUUCCGUCGGACUUUGUGACACCAAGCAGCUUCUGGGUGGACAUGGGGGAGGAGAAGGACAAGUUAAUAGCAGAUUACAAAUCUGCCAUGAGCGCGAAGCCCUGCCGGUACUUCCAGGAGGGUCGGGGCGAGUGCCCGUUUGCAGGCGCCUGCUUCUACCAGCACAUGUACCCCGACGGAAGAAAAGCGGUCUUGCCACCUCCCCGGCCAAGACGCAGGCAGAACCACAAUGGCGACCUCGAGAUCAUGGAGCGCCUGUACCUGUGGGACUUUCUGGACGUCGCGGACAGUCACAUGUUUGCACCUUUCAACUUGGAAGAUAUGUUCGAGAUCCUCUCCGAGACGGAAGAUUCGGACUCAGACUGGAGCGACAUCGACAUCCUCCUCAACUGAAACUCGUCCCACCCGAACCCUUGGGCCUGUCGACGCAGCAUCUGCAGCUGUGUGCCCAGAUGUUGCCCCCCCCCCCCCCUCCCUCAAAAACCGACCCUCCCGAAAAAGAAUGAAACAAAAGAAAGAGGGGGCAAAUAAGGGAUAAAUGCACAAAACAGGCACUGCAUUACGGCCCUUGUCAUCGCCCGCUUUAUCAAUCCCUGUUGGAGAACCAUCCCUGCAACAAUUCAGGCGUCAUUAUUAUUAUUAUUUUUUGUUAGGGGCGACCGCCAAAUUCGUGUGCAUGCAUGCUUCAUGCAUUGCCCGAAAACCAACUACGCUGUGAUUGUAUGUCUUUUAUUUUUCUUUUGCUCCGUCGCCCCUCAAAUGGGUUGCCAGGCAAAUUUAGACAAGAGAUAUUAUUAUUACUAGUACUACUACUCCAGUCAGUCCGCGGCAAUUGCCCAUAUUCCCACUUAUGCCCUCCCCGUCGUUAAUUUUUUUUCUUGCUCAGAACGAAAAAAAAAAAGCCUGGAUUAAUUUUUUAGGGGGUGCUUCCAAGUUUCCUUGUUGAGUUUGUUUUCAGAAGCUUCUUUCCUCUCUCGCUAAGCAGCAGAGAUCUUGGAUGCCACUCAGUUGUUAGCACCACUUUUCUUUUGGUCAUUCAUCACAGGGCUUGUUUGUUUCUUUUUUUUCUUUCUCGUUUUUUGCAUCAUGUAAAUCAUUAGUGAAGAGAUGUGUGAUUAUUUUUGCUUCCAGUCUCGUCACCCUCCCCCCUUAGCAUUUUCUGCACCAAAGGAUGAAAGUAAAAAAAGUUUAAAGCAAGAGAUAUUAGCAGCUUACUAGAGUAAGAUAAACUAGAUUUUGUUUUCGAGUGUCAAGGCAAAACACUUCUCUCCCCAGAACGAACAGAUAGGUCAACAGAUGUACAAUAAACAUUUAACUAUGCCUUGUUCCUAUGGCUCCCUUCAUGUAUUCUGUAUGAGUGUGCAGACCCGGCCAUUAUUUUGCUGCACGUCCCUCUUUUUAGCAAGCGUUUUGUGAUUGUUGUUAUCCAGAUCUAUGGCAGACAGUAUUUUCUCGCGUAUAACCCAUUCCUACUUGCAACGAGCACCUGCGACAUUGAACUGCAAAGAAAAAGAAAAUCCGAAUAUGGCUUGGAAUCUAGCUUGUGCACCGAAAUUCGCAUACAACCCACACCCUGACUUUACCUUCCGAACUUUCUAUAGCAUUCGCGUGGGUUAUACACAAGAAAGUACAGCACUUGCCAAACCCCUCUAACCCCCACCCACCUACCCUGACCCUUAUAUCCAUCUUGAAGUACAAUGCAUAGUGUGCCUAUCUUUAAGAGAGUUGUUGCAGUGUUUUACAAUAAGAUGGUCGCUUAUUUAUUGCCAUGUUCCUGGGAGUUUGUUCUCGUGGAUAUUGCAGUGGCUUUGGCUGCAUCCCCAAGAGAUUGCAGCCAAGCCAUGCCAAGGUUAUGUACAUGUUAGAGAAGGAAGAGCUUGUGGGAGGAGUGCGUAGAUUUAUUGAAGUCUUUGGGACUGAGAAAAUAGAGAGUUGCAUUUUGUUCUUUUGAAGGGAGCAAUGGAAUGGCGUGUCGCUGCACACAUUUCUUUUCAGUCAUUGAGUUGUGUGCAUUGCUGCUCUAGAGCUUGCGUGUGAUUUGCGUGAACUGGCGUUGAAUAAAGAUAGAGUCUCUGA
Molecule: messenger RNA, 3291 nt
Organism: Rhipicephalus microplus (southern cattle tick)
Lineage: Eukaryota; Metazoa; Arthropoda; Arachnida; Ixodida; Ixodidae
Product: E3 ubiquitin-protein ligase makorin-1
Biological process (GO): protein polyubiquitination
Molecular function (GO): metal ion binding; ubiquitin protein ligase activity
Source: RefSeq, a predicted model, not a curated record